UUAUAUUUCCAAGAUGGUAAAAGGAGAAUAGAUUUUGUUCUGACCUACAGGGAUGAUGAUAAAGACAAAGAAAAGGAUAAAAAGAUUGCUCGUAGAAAAUUCUUCGAAGAUAAUUUGAUAAAGGAUGGAUUGGAAUUGGAGUAUGAAGAGAGAGCUCGUAAAAAGGCUGACAAGGUUCGUUUUGUCAAAGUACAUUGUCCAUGGGAAGUUCUCACUACAUAUGCUGAAAUUAUGAGCAUGAAAAUGCCUCUAGCUGAAAAUGAUUUAGAGAGUGAUGUCACCUCAUGUUGGUCGAAAUGUCCCACACCAUUUGAUGUGGAUGAAGAUUAUUUACCACCAGUGCCUGAUUAUUUUACAGCAGCUUUCUCUAGAAGUAGAGCUGAUCAAUUUGUGAUAGAAGAUCAGGAGACAUUCUUCUCCUCAGCUCAACGUAGUUUGAUAGCCAAUGAAGUAUUGAGUAGAUGUGUUUAUGAAACAACAGUCAGUCAAAAGAAGAAGAAAAGAUUUGGUAUAAAGAAUUUAGUAAAUGCUGGUGUAUAUACUGCUGCUUUUCCCUUACAUGAGGGUGAAUUUGCAAGUCCUCAUUCUUUACUAACUAAAGGGAAAGCAAAUGAUAGACAUUUGUUGUAUGAAACAUGGGCUAGACCUGGACGAUGGUAUAAAUUUCAACCCCUAGAUCACAUUCGUAAAUAUUUUGGUGAGAAGAUUGGAAUAUAUUUUGCCUGGUUAGGAUAUUAUACAGGAUUAUUGAUACCAGCAGCAAUGGUUGGACUAGCAGUAUUUCUUUAUGGUUGUAUUCAGAUGUUUCAAGAUAGAGUGCAGGAAGAAAUCUGUGAUGAGAAUCUUAUGGGAAAUGUAACUAUGUGUCCUCUAUGUGAUGAAAGAUGUACCUAUUGGAAGUUGAAGAAAUCCUGUCUUUAUACUAGAGCUACCUAUCUGUUUGAUAAUGAGGCUACAGUUUUCUUUGCUGCUUUUAUGGCACUGUGGGCAACGUUUUUCCAUGAGAUGUGGAAGAGAAAACAAGCUGAGAUAGAGUAUGAUUGGGAUGUGGCUGAUUUUGAGGAAGAGGAAAAUAUCCGACCUGAAUUUGAAGCUCAAGUUUCCACAACUAAAAUGAAUCCCAUCAACCAGCUUGAUGAACCACAUGUUAGAUUCCUGUCUAAAUUGGCAAGAUUCACAUCAUCAUUUACUGUUGUUAUAUUCAUGUUGUUAUUGGUAGUAGCAGCAGCAUUUGGUGUUAUAUUGUAUCGUGUUACUGUAGCAGCUAUAUUCUAUAGUGUUAAACAAGAAGAUAUCAGUGCUCGAGCUAAUUUAUUAACUACUGUAACUGCUGCCAUUAUCAACUUGAUUAUAAUUGUUAUUCUCAGUAUGGUUUAUUUGAGAAUUGCUGAAUUUUUAACUAAUUUUGAAAUGCAUCGAACAGAGACUGAAUGGGAAGAUAGUUUUACAUUUAAAAUGUUUUUAUUUCAAUUUAUCAAUCAUUAUUCAUCUCUAUUCUAUAUUGCAUUCUUCAAAGGCAGAUUUUUGGGCCGACCAGGAAAGUAUAACAGAGAAUUAAAUGGUAAAAGACAAGAAGAGUGUGAUCCAGCUGGGUGUUUAAUAGAACUAUGUAUACAACUUGCUAUUGUUAUGGUUGGUAAACAGGCCCUCAACAACUUUAAAGAAAUUAUUUUACCUAAAAUUAUGAAUUUAUAUAAAACAUGGGGUAUACCUAAAGAACAGAAACAGAAAUUACCACGAUGGGAAGAUGACUAUAAUCUAGCUGUUAUGAAUAAAUUGGGACUAUUUGAUGAAUAUUUAGAAAUGGUCAUACAAUUUGGAUUUGUCACCAUCUUUGUGGCAGCCUUCCCUCUCGCCCCAUUAUUUGCCUUAAUAAACAACAUCAUUGAAAUUAGACUAGAUGCCUAUAAAUUUGUAACCCAGUGGCGUAGACCACUAGCAGUACGUGGUCAAGACAUUGGUAUCUGGUUUGGUAUUUUACGUGGUAUUUCUACUAUUGCUGUCAUUACUAAUUCAGUGAUUAUAGCAUUUACUACAGAGUUCAUACCAAAAUUAGUGUAUGUCUAUGGUUAUAAUAAUGAAAAUUUACAUGGUUACGUCAACUUCAGUUUAUCCACCUUUAAAGUUAAAGAUUUUGAGGAUGAGAGUAGACCUGCUAAUAAUAAUUCGGAGGUAUUUGGUGUGGUUACAGAGUGUAGUAAUUUAAUUCUCUUAUUUCUAAAUUGUUUCAGGUACCGUGAUUUUAGAGAUAAAGAUAAUUACAAUUUUGAUAUGGACUUCUGGCAUGUACUGGCAGCUAGAUUAGCUUUUGCUCUCAUCUUUAUUUUGUUAGUGUUCUUUUUCUCCUGGUUGGUAUCCUACAUUGUACCAGAUAUACCUAAGACUGUUAAAUUACAAGUUUUACGAGAGAAGUAUUUAGCUAAAGAAGCUAUAAUGGAGGCUGAGUCAUUGCGACGUAGAAAAAAUGAUAAAAAUGGAACCGCGGGGAAUAUAGAGAGUUCCAUCAAUUAUUAG
Messenger RNA from Lottia gigantea (owl limpet), 2514 nucleotides. RefSeq lists its product as hypothetical. Gene Ontology annotation, biological process: chloride transmembrane transport. Gene Ontology annotation, molecular function: chloride channel activity; protein dimerization activity. The record is from RefSeq and is a predicted model, not a curated record. Gene Ontology annotation, cellular component: plasma membrane. Lineage: Eukaryota; Metazoa; Mollusca; Gastropoda; Lottiidae. The annotation marks the transcript as partial. The transcript has 21 exons.